GUCUCUUUUUUCCCCACUCGAUAGUUAUCCAGUCCAUUCUUUCUUUCUUUCUUUUCUUUUUCUUCGCUGUGUUCUUGUUGUGGCGGUUCUUUGAUUUCCUUCUCGUUCUUGUCAAUCUCAUCUGUGCAUUCGAGUCUUGCACCAUGAGAAACUUUGAAAAUCCUCUCACGCUCCUCAAGGCCAUUCUUGUGCGCAUCCCCCUCGUGCUCAAGGUCAUCUUCCUCCAUAGCAUUCGCCUCUCCCCCGUCCAUGGGAAGCAGGACUUGCGCACCGAGUUGACCGUCGCUGUCAUCCGGUCGCUCCUAAGCUUCAGCUCCUCGAUAUCCCAGCAACAGAAGGCCAGCAUGCGCGAUCCGGGCAUCAAGGGUCCCAUGUGGGUGUCCAAGGUGACCUUCCCGCCGCCGGAGAUCGACGUGCAACACGCCGUUGUGAACGCCAUUGAAGCGCUCAAGACCGGCGAGGAGACCUACAAUCUCCCCGGCGUGGCGCCGGUGGAAGCAGAGUGGACCGGGUAUCGCAGUGGCGUGGACAAGAAUGCUCCGCAGCCCGACAUCUCCGAGGAAGUCAAGUACGAGGCGUUGAAGCAGGAGUCGAAGGAGGAUAUGGUCAUCCUCUACUUCCACGGGGGCAUUUACUUCCUCAUGGACCCCUGCACCCACCGUCCCACCGUCGCACAACUCUCCAAACGCACUGGAGCCCCCGUCCUCUCCGUGCGAUAUCGUCUGGCCCCCCAACACCCCUUCCCCGCCGCCCUCACCGACGCCCUCGUCGCCUACCUUUCGCUCAUCGCCCCGCCCCCCGGCUCCCUGCACGACCCCGUUCCAGCCCGCAAGAUCAUCCUCGCCGGCGACUCCGCCGGCGGCAAUCUGGCCCUCGUCCUGUGCCAACUCCUCCUCACCCUGCGCCGCACCCAGCCCACCCUGCGCUUCCACGGCCGCGACCUCCACUCCAUCGAUCUCCUCCCCGCCGGCGUCGCCACCUCCAGCCCCUGGUGCGACAUGACCCGCUCGAUGCCCUCGGUCGCCCACAACGCCAUCUACGACUACCUCGACGCGCCGACCUCCACCCCGGCAACGGAACCCUAUUUCCGGCCGCUCGUCGUUCCUGCCGACGACAUCUGGCCCGUCAAACCGCCCCGCGUCGACCUAUACACCCACGCCUCGGCGCUCCUGCACCCGCUCGUCUCCCCUAUUGCCAGCACCCCGGCCCUGUGGACCGAGGCCCCGCCGAUCUUCAUGUCUAUUGGGGAGGAAGGUCUUACGGAUGAAGCGCUCGUCCUCGCCCGCACGAUCCACCGCGCGGGCGCCCCCAUCUAUGUCGAGCAGUUCGAGGGCAUGCCCCAUUGUUUCGGGCUGGUCAUGCUGGAUGCCCCCGCCGGGCGUCGGUUCUAUGAUGGCAUGGCCCGCUUCUGCCGCCAGGCUGUCGAUGUGGCGGCAGCAGACCGCGCUGCAGACAAGCCAGCCCUUCCAGACCAGACGAGAAGCGGCGAGAUCACCUACAUCGGAUACAAAUUGCUGUCCGAGAAGACGAUCCCCUUGGAGGAAGCCGUACCGCUUACUGACGAGGAGAUCGAGGAGCGGUUGCGCGUGAAUGCGUUGUGGCGGCAGGAGGGCGAGAGGGAGCUGCAGAGGGAGUGGGCGGAGAAGGCUCAGUUGUGAUUGAUCAUCCGGGGGGAGUGGGGGGCGGGGGAAGGGUUCUCUCAAGACACUCCCGCCUCCCUUCACAUUACCCCCCCUUUGGUGGUGAUUCUCUCUUGUCAUUGUCGGUCCUUUUGCAUCAAGGUUUCUGGGUUUCGUUUCAAGGCCUUAGAGGAUUGGUGUUUGCUUGGCGUUGUUAUGUGUCUUACUAUUUCGAUGCUGUGUUUUUGGGGGUUGAAUACCCUGUUAGAUGCUUCGUGUUCAGCAUGACUAUACAUGCGCUGAAGAUCCAUCUGUACAAAUAUAGAAGCAACGAACGUUUAGAG
Aspergillus saccharolyticus JOP 1030-1 is the source of this 1963-nucleotide messenger RNA. RefSeq names its product putative lipase/esterase. Gene Ontology annotation, molecular function: hydrolase activity. The record is from RefSeq and is a predicted model, not a curated record. NCBI's taxonomy places the organism in Eukaryota, Fungi, Ascomycota, Eurotiomycetes, Eurotiales, Aspergillaceae. The coding region runs from base 144 to 1658 and encodes 504 amino acids. The transcript has 2 exons.